UUCCCUUUCUGUUUUUUAAACCCCCAAGUCCAUAUUUGGUAAAUGACGUAACGGGACACCCAGAGAUCCCCUUUAUAACCAUACUGCACCAUCCACUAGCUAUUUACAAGAAAUGAGAGGCGGAACAGACAAGGGUUAACAGGCAGAAAUGAGGGGAAAUAUUCAUAAUGUUUGAGAGUCAGUUAGGCACAAAACUGGAAAACGUGACUUGAAUUCAUAACAAGUUCAAGUCGGCUGAUCUCCAGCUCAGAGGCAGAAUGACUGCUAAAGUGGCCGACGAGGUGUCCGUGUCCCUCAGCAGCGCUGUGGACGGUAUUCCUAAAGAUGUGUACGGAGCGGAGGGGGGGUCGUCCUCACAGGCGUCGCUUGUCUUUAAGCAGGAGGCUGCAGGGGAAGAAGAACAUGGAGGGAAACAGGAUGAGAGUGAAGGCGGUGAUCUUCUGUUCGAGGAGAAGAGCGCACCUGAGCUGCUGCUGCAGGGCGACUUGGCGCAGUACGUGGCAACUUUACGCACGCACCCUGUGGCGCUGACCGGCAAGUUCUCGGUGGAGUCCAGAGGCGCAGGAGGACCGUGGACUCCGGGGGACGUCAUCAACGUGGUCAGCGCUGACAUCGCCGCCCCGGGGCCGCUCACGGUGUCUGAAUCGUCUUCAGCAUCACCCGAUAUUUACGCAGGAGGAGGAGGAGGAGGACACGCAGGGGACAGCACCAUGGCGCACGGUCAGCCGGACCUCAGCCACAUGUACGCGCCCCCUCAUACCCACCCUCACCCGGCCCCUUCCUACUCCUGCAGCGGGGACAUGUACCAGGAUCAGUCAGCAGGGGGGUACCUGGCGACGUCCACCUGCGCCGUGUCCUACCACCCGCCGCCGUCCUACAGCUCUGCGCCCAAACCGAGUGUGGACGGCGCCGCGCUGCUGUCCAUCAUGCCCGAGUACGGAGGCUUCUACCAGCAGAGCUGCCAGAGAGAUAUCCAGACGGCCUUCCCGGAGAGGAAAUCCCUCCCGUACCCGCUGGACUCCCUCAGGGUCCCCCCGCCUCUCACACCUCUCAACACCAUCAGGAACUUUACGCUCAGUGCGCCCUCGACGGCUGCCGACGGUCCGAUGGCCGCCGCUUUCCCCAACCACCAGAACCUCCCUCUCAGGCCCAUCUUAAGACCCAGGAAGUACCCGAACAGACCGAGCAAGACGCCCGUCCAUCAGCGGCCGUACCCGUGCCCGGCGGAGAGCUGCGACCGCAGGUUCUCCCGCUCGGACGAGCUGAGUCGCCACCUGCGCAUCCACACCGGCCACAAGCCCUUCCAGUGCCGCAUCUGCAUGAGGAACUUCAGCCGCAGUGACCAUCUCACCACCCACAUCCGCACGCACACCGGGGAGAAACCUUUCUCCUGCGACCAGUGCGGGAGAAAGUUCGCCCGGAGCGACGAGAGGAGGCGGCACAUGAAGAUUCACCUCCGGCAGAAGGAGAAGAAGUCCUCUGCGUCCUAAUCCUCACCCACUGCUGAAUGUAAACUUUUUGAACAUGAGCUCAAUGGGCUCAAUGGGCUCCUGCCUCAGCCUGCCUGCCUGCCUGCCUGCCAUCAGAGCCCAGAUGUCCUCUUUUAGUUUCUGUUCUGUUCUCACAAAGAGUGGACACGGGGAUCAGACAUGUGUUUGUUCCCGCCUUCAUUAUUUAUCACAACAACGAAACCAUCACCAGUCAAUGGCCCACAUUACUAACAGAACUUUAAAUUCCAUGAAAAACAAAGGGAGUUUGGUCCAUACCACUGAACAGCAGCGGGUGUCAGUGUGCCAGGUCUCAAUAAACACAGUUUGUGUAGAACUGCUGCAGCUGGCUUUAGUGCCCUGUGGCAAGGCAUCGCGUCUGCUGUCUGUGCUUCAUAUUCUCAGGGAUUCACUUACAAUUCAGGCUGCAAAGAUGAGACCAAAAUCCUGCAAGCGAGUGGCGCCUGAGUGAUGCAGGAGCGGUUAACUGCUGCCACGCUGCCUCCAACUGUGGGUGGUUGAGUUUCAGUUGCAGUCAAAUGCACGAAACCGCUGAGAGAAAAGUCACAGCGUUGGUCUCCAAACACACACUGAGAUGCAGUUUCUCCUGAACAUCCACAUCACGGUCACUCAGCGCCAUCGUGUAGCUGAAAACAUGUUUUAACAUACUUAAAAUUCAUUUUGCAGGGGUCACAAACAACAGAUUCCCAAUAAAAAAGUCAAUAAUUUGUUUUUCUUAACAUUCGGACGUGUUGACAUAAACACAAAAGAUGCUGAACGGUGAUCACCUUCACUGUUUCACUAUGACUCUACCUGCUGUUUGAUGUUUUAAAAAUGCUUGAUGGAGUCAAGACAGGAUGAGAAGAUGAAGUGACGUCAGCGGGCACCCAAGAGAGUUUGUGACGUCACGAAGGGGCGGGGCUAACGUGGGAAAGUGACCAGAUGCAGCAAUAUGAAGCGUUUUUUUUUAAACCUGGUUUUGUAUUGUAUUAGAGAUGUUGAAGCGACGAUGAAUGAGUGUGUUUCAUUUAUGCACCUGGUGAACUUUGGUUUACACUUUGUGACAUCCAGCACAUGUAACUCAGAGGGGGUUUUAUGAGAUUGUAGCCUGAUAAUCUGUCACUUUCUGGUUUAGAUUUCAAGUUUUUUGGCUGCUUGACACUUGAUCCAACCAGCAUUUCUACCUGAUGAAUGUGAGAGAAAAGAGUCACUGGACGAAUUAAAGUUCUGUUUUUGUGUUUUGUAAUUUUUAUGCAAACAAGUCGAGCACUAAAAGCUUUUAUUCUGCUGGACUGAUGCUUCUUGUCAAUGCAAAUAAAUGUUGAAUCGUCGA
Messenger RNA from Scatophagus argus, 2820 nucleotides. Its product is annotated as early growth response protein 2b-like. Gene Ontology annotation, biological process: regulation of transcription by RNA polymerase II. Bases 258 to 1490 code for a protein of 410 amino acids. The transcript is spliced from 2 exons. Gene Ontology annotation, molecular function: DNA-binding transcription factor activity, RNA polymerase II-specific; RNA polymerase II cis-regulatory region sequence-specific DNA binding. NCBI's taxonomy places the organism in Eukaryota, Metazoa, Chordata, Actinopteri, Scatophagidae. The record is from RefSeq and is a predicted model, not a curated record.